Molecule: messenger RNA, 1722 nt
Organism: Didymodactylos carnosus
Lineage: Eukaryota; Metazoa; Rotifera; Eurotatoria; Philodinida; Philodinidae
Source: the annotation of a GenBank genome assembly
AUGUCACAAAAACAUAGUACACCAACACAUGAAUCGUACAAUCUCGACGAUUUAUCAGCAAAAGAAAAAUAUGAACAAGCAGCGAUUGCAGCUGAUUCAGUGGAAGCAAGCAAAGUAGCAAAAAAUAUUUUACUAAACGGUGGAAGUAUAGUUGAUGCCACUAUAGCUGGUUUACUCGUGAAUGGUUUAGUAAAUGCUCAAUCACAUGGUAUUGGUGGAGGAUUUUUUCUAUUAUUUUAUAGAAAAUUAAAUAAACAAUCAAAAGGAGAGUGUAUUGCUUUAGAUGCUCGAGAAGUUGCACCAAAAAAAGCACAUUAUCUCAUGUUUAACGAUAAAAACAAUUUAUUAUCAUCUACAAGUGGUGGUUUAUCAAUUGCUAUACCUGGUGAAAUUGCUGGUUUUUGGGCACUUUAUCAACGAUAUGGACGUUUAAAAUGGCGAGAUUUAUUUCAACCAGCAAUAAACAUGUGUAAAAAUGGUUAUCUUGUUCAUCGCGGUCUCGCAACAUUUUUAACACGUUAUAAAAAUGAUUUUAAAAAUGAUCCAAUUACUGAGCAAAUAUUUAUUGAUAUAAAAACUGGUCAAGAAUUUCGAGAAGGAGAUUAUAUUAAAUUACCUAAACUAGCAAAUACAUUAUCAAUAAUAGCAAAUGAUGGAGCAAACAGUUUCUAUAAUGGUUCAUUAACGCCAUUGAUUGUCAGUGAAAUUCAAGCGAAUGGGGGCAUCGUAGAAGAAGAAGAUUUAAAAAAUUAUCAAGUGAAAUUUUUGGAACCAAUUAGUGUUUUGUUACCUAGUCUCGGUUUAAAAAUCUAUGCUCAUCCUCCGCCAUCAUCUGGCAUUCUUGUUCUAUUUAUGUUAUUAAUGUUCCAGUAUCUUGUUGAAUCCGAUUAUAUUCGAGAAGAAAGUGAUCUUAUUCAUUUAGUAGUUGAAACAUCGCGAACAGCAUUUGCACAUCGUACUAAAAUAUGUGAUACUCGAUUUUCAUCACCAGAAACAACACAUUUUCUCUCAUCAUUACUCGAACCAAUAUAUAUUUCAACGUGUGUAAAUAAUAUAUUAUCAUCAAAAAAAUUACGUGAUUCAAAAUCGAUUUAUUUAGAUGAACACAGUUCCUUUAGAGAAGAUCAUGGUACAUCACAUUUUUGUGCAACUGUUAGUGAUCCAAAUGGAGAUGGAAUUGAAGCUAUAUCUGUAACAAGUUCAAUUAAUUUAGGUUUUGGUAGUAGAGUAAUUGGAGAAAAAACACAUAUUAUCUACAAUAAUCAAAUGGAUGAUUUUUGUCAACCACAAAAAACCAAUACCUAUUAUUUACCCUCUCAUAAUUGUAAUUAUAUUCACGGAGAGAAAGCGCCCGCAUCGAGUAUGUGUCCAUUAAUAUUUAUCAAUGAGAAAACAGGCGAUUUGAGACUAAUAAUUGGAGCAAGUGGUGGUACACGAAUAAUAACCGCUGUAUUUCAAGUGGCUGCACUUCAUAUAUUAUUAAAACGUAGUCUUAGAGCAGCAAUUGAUAUGCCAAGAAUUCAUAAUCAAUUAUGGCCAAAUCAGACGUAUUUAGAACAUGGAUUUACUAAACAAAUACUCACUGUGUUACAGAAGAGAGGCCAUUCAGUAGAAAAUCUAAGACGAGGAGGUUCAUGUGUUCAAGCUAUACAACGGAGAGAUGAUGGAAACUUUAUUGCCGUAUCGGAUGGACGCAAAGGUGGACAACCAGCUGGUUUCUAA